GCCAGAUGUUAGGGGCCAAAAAGAAAAUAGUGCAAAAUUAUGGGGUAAAUCUCUAAAUUCCCAAUUAAAAUAAACUGGCAGCAGUUUCAGAGCAUACUGGAGAAGCUGCGAUGGAAGGAGAUAGCACUUCAACGCGGCAGCUCCGAUCGGAAACCGCCGUGAUUGAGGAAUGGAACGGCAUCGAUUCGUCAAAGCUUACGAAGACCGCCACCAUCACCGUCGCCGGAGACUCCGUUCAGAAAUCCUCUCGCCGUUUCAAUCAUCUUUCUAGGAGAAUCCUCGACGCCUUUGUUCCCGAGGGAUUUCCGAGCAGUGUGACUCCUGAUUAUGUUCCGUUUCAAGUAUGGGACUCGUUGCAGGGCCUUUCGACUUACAUCAGAACAAUGCUUUCGACCCAGGCUCUUCUAAGUGCUAUUGGGGUUGGUGAGAAGUCUGCUACAGUAAUCGGAGCCACAUUUCUGUGGUUUCUAAGAGAUUUAACAGGAAUGCUUGGAGGUAUCUUAUUUACAUUUUACCAGGGGGCAAACCUAGAUAGCAAUGCCAAGAUGUGGCGUCUUGUUGCAGAUCUCAUGAAUGACCUCGGGAUGUUGAUGGACCUCGUUUCCCCAGUAUUUCCAUCAGCAUUUGUCUUCAUCGUAUGCUUAGGAAGCAUAUCACGAUCAUUCACUGGGGUUGCCAGUGGUGCUACGAGAGCCGCAUUAACACAGCAUUUUGCACUUCAGAACAAUGCAGCUGAUAUAUCAGCUAAGGAAGGCAGCCAAGAGACGAUUGCAACAAUGACUGGCAUGGCUUUAGGAAUGUUCCUCGCUCACAUUACUACGGGACACGCAACGGCCAUUUGGUUUUGUUUUCUGUCCCUUACCGUCUUUCAUAUGUAUGCAAAUUACAAGGCCGUCCGUUGCCUUUCACUGGCUACGUUAAAUUGCGAAAGAAGCUCGAUUCUUUUGUCGCAUUUCAUGGAAACUGGUCAAGUUCUUUCUCCAAAACAGGUCUCGGUAAUGGAGCAUGUUUUACCCGUGUGGACGACUUCGUGGACAGCGAAUACGGUUAAAUGUUUGUACCAACGGGUGCAAUUAGGUGUCAGGAUUUCUUCACUCAACAGUGAUCAAGUGGUGGACCUCUCACAUCUUGCCAGCUCUUAUUACAAAAAAGGAAAGUACAUGCUACUUGCAAGAAAGAGUACAAUCAGUGUCGUUAUGCAUAAAGAUUCAGCAGCAGCAGAUAUCUUACAGGCUUUCGUGCAUGCUCUUGUCUUGGCAAAACUUGACGACAAAGAAAGAUCUAUGCAUUUCGAGAGCCAAUCAUGGAUGGCUAAAUACUACGAAUUAUUUAUUCUUAAGCUUACGUCACUGGGCUGGAAAACCGAACGUCUACUGUCGCCUUCAGUUGCAUGGAAGGCAAACUGGUUUAUAAGUUCCUCAGACGAAAAAGUUGACUAGGUAGGAGCUUCAGGCAUUGCAUAGAGCCGGUUACCGUUUCCGUCUUUCCGAUAUCUCAUUAGCAAUACUUUGAAUCAUCGCUUUUUAGAGUAACUUUAUAUUUUCGUAAAACCAAGAAAUUUUGAGAUUGUGAGUAAUCAAAUGAUUUUUACAGCCCAACAAUUUUCUCGAUUUCAAGCGUUGAAGAAGUUAA
Molecule: messenger RNA, 1632 nt
Organism: Erythranthe guttata (spotted monkey flower)
Lineage: Eukaryota; Viridiplantae; Streptophyta; Magnoliopsida; Lamiales; Phrymaceae
Gene: RUS3
Product: root UVB sensitive protein (Protein of unknown function, DUF647)
Source: RefSeq, a predicted model, not a curated record